AUGCCAAAAACACACAAAGUCCCGACCUUCGCUCGAGCGUCACGAAACAGCGGCUUUGGAAUUGGGUACACCAGCCCGAUUAAAGCGAGAGAUGAUCGGAAGUCGCGCAUAAAAGUCAAGAACCUUGGCCACAACACGCUCGUGCGGGCUUUCCUUGCACAACUCGAGAAUCUGGAUGCCAACUCGGCAGCGCCUUCUUCCCCUGGGAGUUCCAGUCAACGACAUGACACCAAUGUCACUGUCCUGGAGGGCGACGAGGAAGUGCCCAUCGACGGCCACAGCGACGACUGGGUGGACGAAGACGACCAGAAGACAGGGCAACAUGUCGACGCGGAGUACCGACCAUACGAGCGCCCCAUUGCUGUGCCCGCUGGGCGCAGGACUCAACCGCUUGGAAUCAGAUGGGAAACCCAAAUGAAGAACCUGAAGGAGCCUCUACUUCAAUAUCUUUCGCGAACCAUGGGGAAAAGAUUAGUUCACCCCUCAAAGCUGGAGUCGAACUGCCGAGUGCCGGCUGGAAAUUGCGUACGGAAAGAGCAUACGGUAGUUCUUCUCAUGCAUGACUGUUUCGAGAAGACUGUAGUUCAUAGCUGCGAGUGCAGCGACAUAUGUUCAGUACUAGUUCUUAAUGGCUUUUUCCCAUCAUCACCUACGGCCCCGCGUCUCGCUGUGUCAAUAUCUCUCCUGGACUUCUACCGUGCACUUUUCGAGAGAUCCUGCGAUGCCGUGGGAGAGGUGGUUGAAGACGCCUGGAGGCGAUCCAUCGCAUCUGCCAUGAAAUGGUACGAGAAUAUUCAAGAUGAGAUACAACAAGCCGUAGACGACGCCCUGAGAGAGGCGGACGAGAAGAUCCAGGCCCAUAGGUGGGAGAAACAGCAGCAGACCUCCCAAAACUUGCAGGCAAUCCAUCAGCCUCGACUUUACGAAGAGCACGAAGGAACGCAGGAACGACAGGAGUGCGAUAGAGUAUUGCAGCAAGUAUGCCCUGCGUGUUUCGGGGGAAAGCCGGGUUCAUUUGGGAUGAGAUCGAGCAAAAGAAGGGGAGACUUCCACGUCGCCCUCGAUGGUAAUUUCAACCAUCGUCACAUCCGUCGUGAAGGGCAAAGCAACGAAAAAUUGUACCGACACCCCGAUUUGUACCUGACAGCGGAGUAUGUGAACGAAGUCGGCGAGCAUAUGAAGAAAGUACGCGAAGGACACCCUCGACCCCGAAUCGCCAGGGUACCCGACGAGGCGGUGGACGAAUGUGAAGACGGACACAUCGCAGGACAAGGGACCAAAGUGAAAACCAACACGCAAGUGUACGAUGAUACGGGUACGAUGGCCAUGGUCUGCAGACACGACUAUCCGCUCUUCCUCGCCAACAUCGACACUCCUGGCGAGCAGCAAAAGUAUGCUGUCGCUCUCAUCAAAAAGCUGUUCACCAUGAUCCCCCCCAACGCAACCGUGGUGGCAUUUUACGACGUUGGGUGUGUCCUUGACCGUUCCCUACAAUUGGUGAGUCUUGCGUACGGUAUCUGGCGUCAGUAUGAAAUUCUACCCGAGUCGAUCACCUCAAGAUUGGAAUUCUGCACAAGCGCGAUGCAUGCGUAUGCCCACCAGUGGGCGUGUCAACUCUACUACAAUCCGCGGUUCCAGGACGGUACAGGAAACACCAACGGGGAGGGCACAGAGAGGCUAUGGGCAAUUAUGCGAAAGCUCAUCGCGAUCGCGAGAAUGUCUUCUCGCUCGCGACGUCUCUGGUUGAUAAAUCAGCUGAUGAAAUCUCAUCGAAAGGGCACCCGACAGAAUCUGGGGAAGUGGGUCAAGACUCAGCGCACGGCUAUCGCAAAGCAGAUCCCCGAGCAGCAAUCCAUCCUUCAAAAAGUCGGCAUCCCAAUUACGGAGCUUCGGUCGGAGUGGGAGGACCAGCGAGAGAAGCAACUCUCCAUUAGAGGGCACCAACCCACACGGCUGAAGCAGCAACUAGAUGAAGUCCUUCGCAUCCAGGCCGACAUUGACCGUAUCGAUGCGCGGAUCGAGGCGAUGGCCGCAACUGUCCAGAAAGCCGACGAUGACGACGACCCAUACCGCAGCAUAUUACAUAACAUGAAAGGUUACAAGGCAGAACACCCUCCAGAAGAUGGGAGCAACACUAUGAAUCAUUGA
Coprinopsis cinerea okayama7#130 is the source of this 2148-nucleotide messenger RNA. RefSeq lists its product as hypothetical. The transcript has 7 exons. The record is from RefSeq and is a predicted model, not a curated record. The coding region runs from base 1 to 2148 and encodes 715 amino acids. Lineage: Eukaryota; Fungi; Basidiomycota; Agaricomycetes; Agaricales; Psathyrellaceae.